CCAUCUUCAACACUCACAUUCACUUGCUGCAGUUUGCAGCAACCAUCCCCCGCCGCUCUCCUCCCCCGGGUUGCCCCCCAUCUCACGCCCCGGUUGCCCCGACCCCGCUUUCCCUCGCCGCAGCGAUCAUGAACACGCACACGCGCGUGCUGCAGUUUGCAGCGGUGGAGGCGGUGGUGCUGAUCCUGGCGUCCGCCCUGCAGGUGCUCUUCCUGCGCCGCAUGUUUGACAACAGCGCCAAGCGCGGCUCUGGCCUCACUGGCCUUGUCAACCGCCGCAAGAUGUAG
Messenger RNA from Closterium sp. Naga37s-1, 287 nucleotides. NCBI's taxonomy places the organism in Eukaryota, Viridiplantae, Streptophyta, Zygnematophyceae, Desmidiales, Closteriaceae. The record is from the annotation of a GenBank genome assembly.